Molecule: messenger RNA, 1356 nt
Organism: Dioscorea cayenensis subsp. rotundata (Guinea yam)
Lineage: Eukaryota; Viridiplantae; Streptophyta; Magnoliopsida; Dioscoreales; Dioscoreaceae
Product: alpha-amylase isozyme 3C-like
Biological process (GO): carbohydrate metabolic process
Molecular function (GO): alpha-amylase activity; calcium ion binding
Source: RefSeq, a predicted model, not a curated record
GAAGACAAGAUGGUGAACAUGAUGAUAAGAGCUAACUUUCUAUUAUUGUUUCUUUUGAUAGCUUUUGCAUCAAGUUCAGUGAAUUCUCAGUUACUUUUCCAGGGAUUCAAUUGGGAGUCAUGGAAAAAGGAAGGAGGGUGGUAUAACUCUUUGAAGGAUCAUGUGGCUGAUAUUGCUUCUACUGGAGUUACUCAUGUCUGGCUUCCUCCACCUUCACAUUCUGUUUCCAACGAAGGUUACAUGCCAGGAAGGCUAUAUGAUCUGGAUGUAUCAAAAUACGGAAACCAGAAUGACUUGAAAUCAUUGAUCCAAGCAUUCCACAACAAAGGAAUCAAAACUGUAGCAGACAUCGUCAUAAACCAUAGAUGUGCAGAUAAAAAAGAUGGCAGAGGCAUAUACUGCAUCUUCGAAGGUGGUACUCCAGACAGUCGUCUCGACUGGGGCCCGACCAUGAUUUGCAGGGAUGACACCGCAUAUUCUGAUGGCACCGGCAAUCUAGACACCGGUGAAGGCUUUGCAGCAGCUCCAGACAUUGAUCACCUCAACAUCAGAGUGCAAAAUGAGCUCUCAGACUGGUUGAAUUGGCUAAAAUCUGACGUUGGUUUUGAUGCUUGGAGGCUAGAUUUUGCCAAGGGAUACUCAGCAGAUAUUGCAAAGAUAUACGUCGAUCGAACCAAGCCAGAUUUCGUGGUUGGAGAGAUUUGGAACUCAUUGGCAUAUGAUGGUUCAAAGCCUGCAUAUAAUCAAGAUGCACAUAGGAAUGAUUUGCAAAGGUGGGUGAAUGCAGUGGGUGGUCCUACUACAGCAUUUGAUUUCACAACCAAAGGCAUCCUUAAUUCUGCAGUCCAAGAUGAAUUAUGGAGAUUGAAAGAUUCCAAUGGGAAUCCACCAGGAUUCAUUGGGAUUUCACCAGAUAAAGCAGUCACCUUCAUUGAUAACCAUGAUACUGGUUCUACUCAGCGGUAUUGGCCUUUUCCUUCUGAUAAAGUCAUGCAAGGCUAUGCUUACAUUCUCACACAUCCUGGCAUCCCAUCCAUUUUCUAUGACCACUUCUUUGACUGGGGCUUGAAGGAGCAAAUAAAUGCAUUGACAAAAAUCAGAUUUAGGAAUGGAAUUAAUCCAAGAAGCAAGACCAGGAUCAUAACAUCAGAUGGUAAUCUUUACUUGGCAGCAAUUGAUGAGAAAAUCAUCACUAAAAUUGGGUCAAGAUAUGAUGUUGGCAAUCUGGUUCCUUCCAAUUUCCGAAUUGCCACAUCAGGGAAUGAUUAUUGUGUAUGGGAGAAAGCAUGAUUUGAAUGCUGAGCUUUUUCAUCAUAAAUAUUUAUAUAAAUAAAAGCUUUCUUCUAUAUUAGUUAC